Messenger RNA from Nasonia vitripennis (jewel wasp), 561 nucleotides. RefSeq lists its product as uncharacterized. Lineage: Eukaryota; Metazoa; Arthropoda; Insecta; Hymenoptera; Pteromalidae. The transcript is spliced from 4 exons. The record is from RefSeq and is a predicted model, not a curated record. Bases 1 to 561 code for a protein of 186 amino acids.
AUGACUAUAGAGCAAUUUAUCAAUUUGCACACUUUAGUAGAAGAGAGAUUAAGAAAAAUAAGUUUUAGACCUUCACUUCCAUCCAUGUUAUGGUUAGCAGCAGUUCUCUGUUUAUUAGGUAAUGGAAGCAAUGUAGCUAUCACAUCUUGGCUGUUCCGGAUAUCAAAAGAAAUUUUAUAUCGUAUGAUUCCUGAAGUAUGCAAUGCAAUAAGUGUGUUUCCCAACUGUAUUGGAGCAUUAGAUGGAAAACAUUUCCAAAUAGAUUGUCCACCUAAAUCUGGCAGUGUGUUUUUCAACUAUCAAAAGUUUUAUAGUUUUGUCAUGCUAGCCCUCUGUGAUGCACACUAUCGAUUCACAUGGUUCAAUCUUGGUGACUAUGGUUCAUGUAGUGAUGCAAGUAUUUUUGCAUACACAGAUUUAAACACAAAAAUAAGAAAUAACGAAUUAGAUACUCCUGUAAGCCUGCCACUGCCUAAUACAGAUAAUUUACCAUUAGCAUUUGUUGCUGAUGAAAUUUUUGGAACGAGUAACAACUUACUGAAGCCUUAUAGUCGUAAAUAA